UCAUCCGUCGCCAGUCAAGCAAUACACCGUCAGGGAUAUUCCCUCCUCUUCACCAUAUUCCUCGCGGCAAAUCUUGAGCGCUGCAACCACAUCAGGUCUAGUUCAUUACUUUUCCGGGCACGAACUGAGGCACGCCCUGCAGGUGGUCGACGACCUAGUCCAAAAGUGCACGACAUUUUACGCUUGGAGAAUUCCAAGCACGCGAAAGUCAUUCUGUCACUUUCUAACAAGACAAGCCGCUUAGAUUGCCCAGCAGCCUGCCCUCCGGUUGCGCUGUACUUCUGUCACGAAGAUAAUGGGGACCAGUGGCUGGCAUCCGUACUCAGCCUAGUAGUCGCUGGCAAAUGGUCUGAGAAGCAUGAUUCCAGCCAGCACGUGGUCGUUACAAUGUGCUAACCAACCAAUAUGCUCUGCGUGACAGGCGGACUCGGAGCCUCCCAAAACGCCGCUCGGCAUGCCGCCGCAAGCAGCUCAAGCUACUGACAAGCGAAGAACUAAGCCGUCUUAUGAUGCUUCCACCAAUCAAGCAGAGAAGUCACAGCGCGAUCGUGCGAGGGACGAGACAAUGCUCCAGAGUUCGGUGAUCUCGACCGGUGAGAUGCAAUCGACCAACAUGCCGCCCAUUGGCACCAAUGCGCCUGAGACUCCGAAUAGCAGCACGAAUGUAUCAUUUCGCAGUAUAAAGGCAAGAAGGAUUUGCUCCUCCAUUCGACUUUCAUCAGCACACUCAACCAAUCCAGCAAAGCAUUAAAGCAACACAAACUCAAACGAUCAAAUCUACUCCACCAACUCCUUCGACCAACUUCAACCACCAACUAUCAACUAUCAAACAAAAUGUCUUGGGGCAAGAUUCUCAUGAUCGGCUGCUCGCUCUUCUGCGGCUCCCUUUUUGGAGGCAACAAGCGUGACCUUGAUGCCGGUAACAUUGCUGAGCGCACCGCCAUCUUCUACUCGGACAAGCCACUCAGCGUCGAUCUCUCAGGCGCCUCCGUCGAGACCAAUGGUGACAUCAGCAACACCACUGCCGUCUUCCACUUCCAGGAUGGUCGCAACGAGACUGGCAACCUCACUGGUCAUGCGGCUCAAUUCCCACAUGGAGUUGGCUAUGGCAACUUCUCGAUCUCGGAGGGCGAAGGCGAGUGGAUCAUGGUCGAUAUGACAUCUGGUGCUCCAGGCCUUGCGAACUUAUUCCAGUGGAUCAUCAAUGCCACUCAAGACGGCACUGUGACCAAGCAGGAGUUCGACCAAGCCAUUACCAUCGUCAAGGCUCUUGCUUGAAUGAUGGGAACCGUAUUGGCGAGUGCAGGGACCUUGGAAGGCGUUGAAUUACGAGCAUUUGGUUGAUGAUGAUAUCGUUUCGUUGGGUUUGGAUUUGCGAUUGGCUACGAUUCAAUUUGUUGUACGAUAGGGAGAAACGACGCUGCUGGCCAGCUAUUUCACUUCACGCGUAUCCGGC
Cercospora beticola is the source of this 1456-nucleotide messenger RNA. RefSeq lists its product as uncharacterized. The record is from RefSeq and is a predicted model, not a curated record. Lineage: Eukaryota; Fungi; Ascomycota; Dothideomycetes; Mycosphaerellales; Mycosphaerellaceae.